AUGGUGCAGGAGGGGCCCGGCGUCGAGCGGUCGACCUUUCUCGAGUACGUCGCGUGCAACACGGACAUACAGGUGUUUGUGACGGCGGGGAUGGGGGGGGGGACGGGCUCUGGCGCCGCGCCGGUGAUCGCGGAGCUGGCGAAGCAGUGCGGCUGUCUGACGGUCGGCAUCGUGACCAAGCCCUUCCUGUUCGAGGGGCGGCGGCGCAUGAGCCAGGCGGAGCACGUCGACAUCCUCAUCGUCGUCUCGAACGACAAGCUCCUCGAGAUCGUGCCCGAGGGAGUCCCGCUGCAGGAGGCCUUCUCGCUAGCCGACGAGAUCCUGCGCCAAGGCAUCACGGGCAUCUCCGACAUCGUCGUCAAGCCCGGCCUGAUCAACGUCGACUUCGCAGACAACGCGGGGCCGGCGCUCAUGGGCAUCGGGCGCGGCUUCGGAAAGACGCGCGGCCGCGACGCCGCCCUCGCCGCCGUCUCCUCUCCGCUGCUCGACUUCCCGAUCGAGAAGGCGCGCGGCGUUGUCUUCACCAUCACCGGCAACAGCGACAUGUCGCUGCAGGAGGUCAACGACGUCGCGUCGGUCAUCUCGUCCAUCGUCGCGCCGGACGCAAACAUCAUCUUCGGCACCUCCGUCGACCGACGGGACGAGUCGUGCGGCGACGAGAUCAUUCAUUAUCAUGCGAAUUUGUGUUAA
Molecule: messenger RNA, 690 nt
Organism: Emiliania huxleyi CCMP1516
Lineage: Eukaryota; Haptophyta; Isochrysidales; Noelaerhabdaceae
Exons: 4
Coding region: 1-690 (229 amino acids)
Biological process (GO): organelle fission; microtubule-based process; cell division
Cellular component (GO): microtubule; cytoplasm; cell division site
Molecular function (GO): GTP binding; GTPase activity
Source: RefSeq, a predicted model, not a curated record